AUGUUAAUUCCAUUAUUGAUAGCUAUAAGUCUAGCAAGAAAUCUUACAAUAUUACCAACAGUGAAUGAAUUAUGGAUCAAUGAUCUUAAAGAUAUAUUUGGAAGUAUUGAUAACCCAAGUUAUGAAUUGACACCAUUAGAUUCACCAUUUGUAAUAGUGGAUAGUAUAAAUCUUAUGGGUAUCAAAAUAAUAUCAAAUAGGUUUUACAAAUCAUAUAAUGAAUGAAUAACCAAAAAGUUUUGUAAGCAAUAACAAAUUUACAUAAUUUGCAGUCCUAGAUUUAUAGAAUAUAGUGUAUUGGACUAAAUAGUAUAUAUAAUUUGGUUAAAAUUUAGGACUUUACCAGUAGACACACCUCAAUUCUUGGGUAAAAUUUAAUUAAAUGAAACUUGUUAUAAUCUUGACUUCAUUGAUGAUAACACUCUAAUAAUAGAUUGUCUAGAUUCAAAAUAAUUUAAUUAGUUUACUUUUUUAUAAUUAGGUUCUAGUACAAAACAAACUAAACUAGUAGAUAGAAACAUUAUUAAUCAAUCUUUAAUAACCUUUAGAAAAAUUAAUGUCCUCGAUGAUGAUUGUGUAUUACUUGGAUAAUCGAGUGUAAAUCUAUCUUAUAUAGAUGUAUAUGAUUUGAAUUCUAUGAAUAAUACAGGCUAUUAAUUAAAUACAACUAUUAUUAGUAAAAUAGCCUAAAUAAAAGAUAAAUAAUAUCAAUUUAGAUUGGUUGAUUUCAAGUCUAAAUUUGGUCUUAUUUAUGUUCUUGAUGAGUCAAGACUAAUGAUUUUAUCAUAUCAAGAAGAAUGGAAAUUACAUCUUUAAAUUUAAUUGAUAGCCAAAGGUGUAGCUUUUGAUGUAAAAAUAGUAUCAGAUUUUAAUGGAAAUGAAAAAUUUGAAUUUGUAGUACUCACUCAAAAUGGAAAAUUGUAUUACUAUAAUGAUUUUGCAAAUUCUCCUAUUGAAAUGAAUAUUGUAGGCUAAAGUAUAUAAAUAUCAAACUAAUAUAUACUGGUUCAAUAAGAUCAAAAUCUAUUAUAAAUUAAUAUUAAUGAUAAACAAAUUGUUAAAUCUAAAAUAUGGAAUUAAAACAAAUUUUUAGUAUCAGGUCUAUAUUCUACUUUGAUUGAAGUAGAGAAAACAUUCACUAAGAGAUAUAUAUUAAGUAAUGGUUAUAUUUAGGGAUAAUCUAAAUCCACAAUAUAUAAUUAAUCUUAAAUAACAUUAAAAGCAACAUACAUUGAUACCUUAUAAAAAUAAUAAAUAUAAAUUUCUAGAAUAUCUUAUUAGUUUUUGAACAAUACAGAUUAAAAUCUUUAUUAAAUAAACACUCCAAGCUUAUUUGAGAAUGCUAUAUAAGGUAAUAUAUAUUAUGAAAAUCUGAAUCCAUUUCUGUCUGGGCCAAAUCAAAAAUAUUCUUCAGAAUCAGGAUCUAGUGAUUUAAUUUUAAAUUUCUAUAGAUAAAUAGAAUAAUUACAAGAAUUAUUCCCUACAGAUAUUGUAUUUCAAGAAACAAUUGCUAUAGAUUAGAAUUAAGCAAUAUUGAUAUUUUAAAGGAGAAAUUUAACUUUGUAAUUAUGGGGUUGUAAUUUUAUUGUACCAAAGAGUGGAUGUGCACCUUAAACUAUUUGGUUAAAUAUUGAUGUUGAAUUAACAAAAAAUACAUUUUCUGUUUGGAGUUUUGAAAAAGAUUUUUAUUUUGCAUUUACAAGUAAAUCAAACGAAGUUUAGAUAUGGGAAAUAGCACCAGAAAAGAUUCAACGUAUUCAAAAUAUUAAGAAUAAAAAUGAUGCUGUGAUUUAAAUUUUAGGAGUACAUAAAAACUUGUAUAUAUUAUUAGAAAAAGGAGAAAUAGAAGUUUAUGAAUUAGGAUUAUUAGUGGAAAAGAUAAUUCCAGCUGAACCUGCUUUAUAGAUUUUUAAUAAUCCUUAUCAUAGCAAUUAAAUUAUAAUAGUAAAAACCAAGACAACCCUUAUUGUUUAUCGAUUUAAUUUUAUAGGUUAGGUAAUAGAAUACUUUUAAAAUUAUAACUCAGAUAUAUAUGUUUCUAUAUAUGAUCAAUCAUUUAUUGUAGUGAAUUCAACAAUGAUACAAGAAUAUCUAAUGACAUCCUCAUAAAUUAAAUUAACUAAAUAAUUACCAUUAUAUGAAUAUAAAAUAAUUAAUCCAAAUUAUGCAUUUCAGUCUAAACACAAUGGAUUAUUAUUCAUUCCAUGUGAAUUAAAUGAAAAAAUUAGUUUUUUAAUUUACUAACCCUAAGUAUUAGCUCGUGAUGCUUUAAUUUCAGUUAUAAAUACUAAUAUAUAAGGAGAUCUUAAAAAUUUUAUUAUAUCAGUUGAUGGAUUCUAAACAUCUUUAUUCUUCUACUAAUAUUAAAAAUAAAAUAGUUUCUAUUAAGUUUUGAAGAGAACUCAAGCAAAUUCAAUAUUCAAAUCUACUGAGAAAUUUGUAGACUAUUGUUAAACAAUAGAUUAAACUUUUACAGUUUCCAAUUCUUUUGACUAAUAAGAUUUUACAACUAAAUUAACAGUUCUAAAUAGAAUGGAUAAUAUUACUAUUAUAGAUACAAAUUUAUAGGAAAUUCUUUUAGAUGAAAAUAACUCAACUAAUUAUUUAUCUUUAGGAGGCAAUUGGUACAAAGGAUAAGUAGUAAAUAUUAAAGCUGAGUGUAAUUAAUGUCCUUCAGAAAUUGUUCUAAAUGAACCUAUAUAUCCUUUAACUUAUAAUUUUCUAGAUAAUGCAAGAAUUAUAACUUAAUUUGAUGAAGAUCAUUAAGUUGUAGUUAAUAAAAAUGAACUUUUAAUUAUUGGAUCAAAUCUAAAUCAAACACUCAAAUUAUCAUUAUAAUAAGAAUAUUAAACUAUAGCUAUUCAUCCUAAAUAAAAAUAUAUGAUUUUAGCAGCCAAUGAUGACAAGAAUACAAAUCUACUCAUGAUAUCUUGUAAAAAUAUAAAUUCUUGUUCUUAAUUGUAAACUAAAACUAUAUAACUAACUGCUGCUAACUAAAUGUAAAUUAUUUAAGAAGACUACUUAUUUAUUAGUACUGCAUAAGAAUUAGUUAUAUAUCACAUUACACAGAUUGAGAAUUCAUGGACUAUUGAGUAGAAAUCUUCAAUUAAUAUAACCACAUACUCACCUUGUAAAGGCAUCAAUUAUUUUAUACUAUAAUAAAUCGAAACUGAUAAUGGAUCAGAUUAUUCUGUUACUUUAUUAGAUUCAACAAAUCAAAUUUUAUUCUUAUUUUAUAGAUUCAAAAAUGGAUCAUUAACAUUAGUUAAUUCUGGAAUUCGUAAUUUAUAUGAUGAGAUUCUCAAUCAAGCAUAGUAUGUAUAACAAGACACUAAAUUUAUUUAAUUAUUGUCAUAUUCUCAAAUCUUUAAAACUAUAACAUAAUUUAUUUAUAUUAAGAUGAUUUUGAUAACUAAUAAUGUUGCAUCAUAUGGAAUUAAAUUUGAAUUUAAUUUAAAUUAUGACUAUUAAGGUAGUCAAAUUUAAUUUAUUGUUAAUCAAUACGGUGAUUGGACUACCCUUGCUGCAGGAUCCAUUAAGUCUAACAAAUUAUGUAUUCCUUACUCUAAUGGAUUUAAUUCAGUAAUAUUAUUUUACAAUAUUCCAACCCAAUCUUAAUCUAUCAUUAAACCUUCAACAAUCACAUCUAUAUCAGGCAUUCAUAGCAAUGUUUUACCUUACAAUACUCCUCUUGUUGUUUAUGUUUUUAACACAGAAAAUUAAUAAUACUAUUUAUUAACUAACUUGUAACGAUAUCAAGAUAAGAUAUGUGUCAAUCUAUAUUCACUAAAUGAUUAACCUAUACUUGCUAUUACUAAUACAGUUUCAUUAGAUCUUCAAUAGUAAAUAACUAUUUUUGUUACAAAUGAUUUCAGUAGUGCUUCUAAAUAAUUUACUUUAAAAUCACUUUAUGUACCAUUCUAAAAUUCUGUAAAGUAACUUAUUUUAUAUAUUUUCUAGUAUCGGAUGGAUUAUAACAGUUAUUGUCUUCGCAAGUUUGCUAGUUUUUAUAAUUUUAUUUUAUAUGAUACGAAGAAGAGCUAUUCGUCUAUCAUUUUAGAACUAUUAAGCCAUGGAAGAAUUUCAAUUAAGGAACAUUUGAUUCAUUU
Paramecium sonneborni is the source of this 4109-nucleotide messenger RNA. The record is from the annotation of a GenBank genome assembly. Lineage: Eukaryota; Ciliophora; Oligohymenophorea; Peniculida; Parameciidae.